Hippopotamus amphibius kiboko is the source of this 6760-nucleotide messenger RNA. It is a transcript of the gene TBC1D2B, whose product is annotated as TBC1 domain family member 2B. Lineage: Eukaryota; Metazoa; Chordata; Mammalia; Artiodactyla; Hippopotamidae. The record is from RefSeq and is a predicted model, not a curated record. The coding region runs from base 56 to 3013 and encodes 985 amino acids. The transcript has 13 exons.
GGCGGCGCCGAGGCGCUGGGGGCCGGGGCGCCGGCGGUUGGCGCGCGGGCUGGCCAUGCCGGGGCCCGGGGCCCGGGCGGAGGAGGGCAGCGGCGGCGAGGGCGCGGUCCCGGGGGCCGCGGCGGAGCCUGGGGCAGGGCCGGGGCGGGAGCCAGCGCGGCUGUGCGGCUACCUGCAGAAGCUGUCGGGCAAGGGCCCGCUGCGCGGCUACCGCAGCCGCUGGUUCGUGUUCGACGCGCGCCGCUGCUACCUCUACUACUUCAAGAGCCCGCAGGACGCGCUGCCCCUCGGCCACCUGGACAUCGCGGACGCCUGCUUCAGCUACACGGGCCCCGACGAGGCGGCCGACCCUGGCGCGGAGUCGCCCGCGCAGUUCCAGGUGCACAGCGCGGGAGCCGUCACGGUGCUCAAGGCCCCUAAUCGUCAGCUCAUGACGUACUGGUUACAAGAGCUUCAGCAGAAGAGAUGGGAAUAUUGCAACAGCCUUGACAUGGUGAAGUGGGACAGCAGGACCUCCCCGACUCCUGGGGAUUUUUCUAAGGGUCUCGUGGCCAGAGAUAACACAGAUUUAAUUAACCCACACCCAAAUGCUUCUGCAGAAAAAGCCAGAAAUGUCCUAGCUGUGGAAACUGCCCCUGGAGAGCUGGUGGGAGAGCAAGCUGCAAAUCAGCCCGCCCCAGGGCAUCCAAAUUCCAUUAACUUCUCUUUGAAACAGUGGGGCACUGAGCUCAAAAAUUCAAUGUCUUCUUUUCGUCCUGGGAGAGGGCAUAACGACAGUCGGAGGAGUGUGUUUUAUACCAAUGAAGAGUGGGAGCUUUUAGAUCCAAGCCCUAAGGACCUGGAGGAGUCCAUGGUACAAGAAGAAAGAAAGAAGCAGGUCCCUGAAGGAAACAAAGGAGUAACUGGCUCAGGAUUUCCCUUUGAUUUUGGACGUAUUCCCUACAAAGGAAAGCGCCCUUUGAAAGACAUGAUUGGAUCGUACAAAAAUCGCCACAGUAGUGGUGACCCUUCAGCCGAGGGGUCAUCGGGCAGUGGUAACACCAGCAGGCCGGCCUCCGAGAUGCAGCUGCAGGUCCAGAACCAGCAGGAAGAGCUGGAAAGGUUAAGGAAAGACUUAUCCAGUCAGAAGGAGCUUGUGCGGCUGCUGCAGCAGACAGUGCGGUCCUCCCAGUAUGACAAGUACUUCACAAGCAGCCGCCUCUGCGAGGGCGUCCCACAGGACACACUGGGGCUUCUGCACCAGAAGGAUGACCAGAUCCUGGGCCUCACUAGCCAGCUGGAGAGGUUCAACCAGGAGAAAGAGAGUCUUCAGCAGGAAGUGAGGACGCUGAAGAGCAAAGUGGGCGAGCUCAGCGAGCAGCUGGGGAUGCUGAUGGAGACCAUCCAGGCCAAGGACGAGGUCAUCAUGAAGCUCUCCCGGCAGCUCAGCGAGUGCGAGGGCAGCGCAUCCUCUCCCACCUCCAUGCCCGGCUCUCCUCCAGGCCUGGCCCCCACAGCCAGGGACCAGCUGGAACUGGACCGGCUGAAAGAUAAUCUACAGGGGUACAAAACCCAAAAUAAAUUUCUAAAUAAGGAAAUCUUGGAACUGUCAGCUCUACGGAGAAAUGCAGAAAGAAGAGAGAGGGAUCUGAUGGCAAAGUAUUCUAGCCUGGAAGCCAAGCUCUGCCAGAUAGAAAGCAAAUACUUGAUACUGCUUCAAGAAAUGAAGACCCCAGUUUGCUCAGAAGAACAGGGGCCUUCUCGGGAUGUCAUAGCCCAGCUGCUGGAGGACGCUCUGCAGGUUGAGAGCCCGGAGCACCCGGAGCAAGCAUUUGUUAAGCCUCAUCUUGUCAGUGAAUAUGACAUUUAUGGGUUUAGGACUGUCCCAGAGGAUGACGAGGAGGAGAAGUUGGUCGCCAAAGUCCGAGCGUUGGACCUGAAGACCCUCUACCUCACGGAAAACCAGGAGGUUUCCACUGGGGUCAAGUGGGAAAACUAUUUUGCGAGCACAGUGAACAGGGAGAUGAUGUGCUCUCCAGAAUUGAAGAACCUGAUCCGUGCGGGCAUUCCCCACGAGCACCGUUCCAAGGUGUGGAAGUGGUGUGUGGACCUUCACACCAGGAAGUUCAAGGACAGCACUAAGCCUGGUUACUUCCAGACCUUGCUUCAGAAGGCGCUGGAGAAACAGAACCCGGCCUCCAAGCAGAUCGAGCUGGACCUGCUGAGGACUCUGCCCAACAACAAGCACUACGCGUGCCCCACCUCGGAGGGCAUCCAGAAGCUGCGCAGCGUCCUGCUCGCCUUCUCCUGGCGGAACCCAGACAUCGGCUACUGUCAGGGCCUCAACAGGUUGGUGGCAGUGGCCCUCCUGUACCUAGAACAAGAAGACGCUUUCUGGUGUUUAGUCACCAUAGUGGAAGUUUUCAUGCCUCGAGACUACUACACAAAGACUCUUUUAGGAUCCCAGGUGGACCAGCGGGUGUUCAGAGACCUCAUGAGCGAGAAGCUGCCUCGACUGCACGCCCACUUUGAACAGUACAAAGUUGACUACACCCUCAUCACGUUCAACUGGUUUCUGGUGGUGUUUGUGGAUAGCGUCGUUAGUGACAUCCUCUUUAAAAUAUGGGACUCUUUCCUUUAUGAGGGACCAAAGGUUAUCUUCCGCUUUGCCCUAGCACUUUUUAAAUAUAAGGAAGAGGAGAUCCUGAAAUUGCAAGAUUCGAUGUCCAUAUUCAAGUAUCUCCGUUACUUCACUCGCACUAUCCUUGAUGCUAGUUGGCAGGUGCUCUGGCCCUGGCGGCCGAGGCUGUGUUCUCCAGGGGAUUUCUGUGGACCUGCUGCUGGUGGGGUAAGUGAGGGCACACAUCCCUGCGAACUGUGGGGGCAGCAUGAACGUUCACUGCCGAGGUGCUGGGAGCCGGCCGUACUGCACGGGAGUGGAUCCCUGCAGCAGACUUGCGGCCUCGUGGCAACCGCAGGAGUCCUUUCACUGAGAAACAUUUGGAGCUUAUUAAUGUUUUUCACACUCUGUUGACUGCCACCCAUAAUAACAUUUUUUUAAAGAACUUUUAUUGAGAUACAGUUAACAGCCAAUAAACUGCAUAUAUUUAGAGUGUACAAUUUGGUAUCCCAAUCUCCCAGUUCAUUCCCCCCCAACCUUCCCUGCUUUCCCCACUUGGUGUCCAUAUGUUUGUUCUCUACAUCUGUGUCUCAUUUCUGCCUUGCAAACUGGUUGAUUUGUACCAUUUUUCUAUAUUCCGCAUAUAUGUGUUAAUAUACGAUAUAUUUUUCUCGUUCUGACUCACUUCACUCUGUAUGACAGUUUCUAGGUCCAUCCAUGUCUCUACAGAUGUCCCAGUUUCAUUGCUUUUUACAGCUGAGUAAUAUUCCAUUGUAUGUAUGUACCACAUCUUCUUUAUCCAUUCAUCUGUUGAUGGACAUUUAGGUUGCUUCCAUGUCCUGGCUAUUGUAAAUAGUGCUGCAAUGAACAUUGGAGUGCGUGUGUCUUUUUGAAUGAUGGUGUUCUCUGGGUAUAUGCCCAGUAGUGGGACUGCUGGGUCAUAUGUUAACUCUAUUUUUAGUCUUUCAAGGAACCUCCAUACUGUUCUCCACAGUGGCUGUAUCAAUUUACAUUCCCACCAGCAGUGCAAGAGCGUUCCCUUUUCUGCACACCCUCUCCAGCAUUUACUGUUUGUAGAUUUUCUGAUGAUGCCCAUUCUAACUGGUGUGAGAUGAUACCUCAUUGUUGUUUUGAUUUGCAUUUCUCUAAUAAUCAGUGAUGUUGAGCAGCUUUUCAUGUGCCUCUUGGCCAUCCGUAUGUCUUCUUUGGAGAAAUGCUAUUUAGGUCUUCUGCCCAGUUUUUGAUUGGGUUGUUUGUUUUUUUGAUAUUGAACUGGAUGAACUGUUAAUAUAUUUUUGGAGAUUAAUCCUUUGUCUGUUGAUUCAUUUGCAAAUAUUUUCUCCCAUUCUGAGGGUUGUCUUUUCGUCUUGCUUAUCGUUUCCUUUGCUGUGCAGAAGCUUUGAAGUUUCAUUAGGUCCCACUUAUUUUUUUUUAUCCCACUAAUAACAUUUUUUUAUCUCACAACCUAGGACACACAUACGGGAGCCUAUGUAACUGAAACAAAAGAAUUUGUGUGUUGAAAUAUUUCCAGUGCUCGCUACAGGCCUGCGCGGUACCCGCUGAUAGUUUCUAAUUACGCUGUAUAGCGCGUAUUUAAAAUGCUCAUCGUGAUUCCACUAAGUUGACUCCUUGAUCCACUGAUGGGUGACAAACUACUUGACAAACUCCAGUUUCCUCCCGUGAUGCUCACCUGAUGGGGAGGGAGGGCUUCUCUUCUUGGCUGAUGUAGUGAGAGGCAGUUGGGCAGUGUCCAGGCCUCUGGUCAGCCAGGAGGGGCUGAGGGCAUCAGUGCUGCGGGGGUUCUUGAGGCAGGAGAGCGUGUGGGGCCAGAGAGAGGGGAAUGAGGACCAUUCCCUGUGGUUCUCUUGAGUGAGGCCAGGGAACCAGGGAAGUGGACGUUGGGAGAAGAUGCUGGCUGAGCCCAUACCUGGCUUUCUUAGAUGCCACUACUAUUGUUAGGAUCUUUUACUUGGAAAGAGGAUUUUUAAGAUAUUUUCAGGCUUUUUGCUGUAUCAACAACAAUAGGAUAUCCGAGAGUAAUGUUUGCCUGUGAAAGAUUGAUGCUAAGUCCUGGGGUGAACCCUGAGAGCAUUUAUUACUCUCACAGCAGGUCAAGAUGACAAGAAGAGCGUUAAGUGAACUUCACUCCGACAGCUAAUGCGUGUGGAGGGCAUCCUGCUCAGCGCCUGACAGUUUUGUGCGGGUUGUCAGUGCUGCCGGGUGGCAGAGACACAAGGGGUGGCGGGCCUGGUGGUAGUCCCUCUGCUGUCACAGGCAGAGCUGGGUCGCAGUCUGUCCCGCACACUCCAGCAGCGCCACCUGGUGAGUGGCUUUCGUACAGUUUCCCGACAGUUUGCUGCAGGAAGUCAGAGUCCACUGGGCCUGGAGUUCCUUAUGCAGCAGGAUCACCUCAGGGUGUUGUUAGGCCUGCAGAUGCCCUGGCCCCACCUCUGGGCUAGAGCCCCAGUAUUUUAAUAGGCUCCCAGACUAGAGGUUCCAAGGAACCUGGACCCUGCAGUGUACUGAUUGGUUCUACGAAGGAGGAGGCAGGGAAUUCUGAGUUAGAUGUGGUCAGGGGACGUGGGUGAAACAAGAUGAGACCGCUCUCUGAAUCAGAACUUAUGAGGACCUUUCGUGUGCCAGGCAUUGUCUUCUGAACUUAGCUGACACGGGGCACUUUCUCAUCCAGGCCGGAGGCAGAGUGGUGCGCAGUCUCCCGUGCUGCCCCAGCCUGCGCUCAUUGGCCUCAGUCCGCAGUGACCACCUGCCGCAGGCAGCAAACAACGUCAGUCUAAUGCAGUGUUUUCUGUAGCAAGGAAGGGCCUGGACACUUGGAUUUCGGACGUAUGGAGCCUGUGACUGACAGCUGUUGGAGGAAAGGGGCUGGUCACGCAGGCCUGCUUCCCAGUCCCCAGCCAGCACUUUGUUGCACAGUGACCUCUCCUGCUCACAAGUUCUAGAACAUGCUCUGGGGAGCAUGGCUCUUAAAGCCAGCCUUUCUGACCCUUUACCUCCCUGCAGGGGCAUCCUCUGGCUUGGAAUGAGGCAUGUCUAAGGUGUGAGUAUUUAAAAAUAUAAGAGGGUCCAGUGGCUAAGACUCUGCGCUCCCAAUGCAGAGGGCCCAGCUUCGAUCCCUGGUUAGGGAACUAGAUCCCACAUGCUGCAACUAAGACCCGGCAUAGCCAAAUAAAAUUAAUUAAUUAAAAUAUAUAAGAGUGAGGGAUGCUAAGGGCAUGUGUGUUCUUACUUAUGUACACCUUAUAGUAAAGCAGCCCACGUGACUGAGGAGUAACAGGAGCAAAUGAUUUGUUUUCUGACAGAGUCAGGGUGGAAGUCCUGUGACAUUUCUGUUUCAUCACAGCCUAUCCUGGGGUCGGUAAGAGUAUCGGGCCUUAGGUCCCUGCUGCUGGGGCCUGCAGAAGGGAGGCGGGGGCUUAGUGUGGGAGGAACCAGCUUCUGUGAUGACCCCAGAGAUGGCUCUGGCUGUGUGAUUAGUGCCAAAAGUCCAUAGCCAGGCCUCAGGCACCUUUUAGUCCUCUUUUUAUUAAACUGCUGGCCAGUGGUUAGGGACAAGGUACCAUGAUUUUUAAAUGUUUAUUGUCGAUGGGUGCCUUGUCCUGGGGAUAAACUGCACAUUUCUCCGUAGACUGCGUCUUGACACCUGUCACACUGCCGACGGGGUCUUACAGUCACCCUCAGGUUUGCUCGGACAUCUGUGCACUCACUCACUCCCCGUCAGUCCAGUGACAGAGGCUCCCUGGGCGCGCCCUGUGCCAGGCCUCCUGCUGGCUCCCAGGACUCAGGCCCGUGGCCCCCACCACAGCUGAGCAAGUGCCAGACCCCAUCCUCGUGCAGCAAGUCGAGUAACCCCAUGCCCAGGAGGCGGCACAGAGGAGGAACUGGGGGCUGGAGAGGCGGUGACUUCCGCUGUUCCACAUCGCACUGGGAGCGCGUGGUGGAGCUGGCGUCUGGACCCAGGCUGUCACUCAGGGCCUGCCCCUGCAGCCUCUGCGUGAGCACUGGCCUCCGAGGGACAUACCUACAUCAGGCCCUCCGUGUGGUGUCCGGGGUCCGCCUCUCCACACCCCCAGGCCUCCAUGCUGGGCUGAAAUGCGAGCUGUGUGUGAGCUCUUGCCUCAGCUCCCCUGAUCCUCUGUCUCU